Daldinia caldariorum is the source of this 2013-nucleotide messenger RNA. Its product is annotated as POT family-domain-containing protein. Bases 168 to 1928 code for a protein of 586 amino acids. Gene Ontology annotation, biological process: transmembrane transport. Gene Ontology annotation, cellular component: plasma membrane; fungal-type vacuole. The record is from RefSeq and is a predicted model, not a curated record. The transcript has 7 exons. Lineage: Eukaryota; Fungi; Ascomycota; Sordariomycetes; Xylariales; Hypoxylaceae. Gene Ontology annotation, molecular function: dipeptide transmembrane transporter activity; tripeptide transmembrane transporter activity.
AGCGCUGACUGCGUUGCUCAACGGUUCGGAAACAAAUAAAUAUCCUCCUAUAUUUCUUGUUAACUUCACUCUUCUGUUCUGUUGUUUAAGUUAGUCGCCUCUUUUUACACACACACACAAGAUCCUCUCGAAAUUUGAUCAACUUAAUCUCUAGAAAAGGGGUAAAAAUGUCGGAUCACGUGUCCGAUGUCCAUGGCUCUGCGGAGAUCACCGUAGAGCCCAAUUUGCACCAACGGUUGGUAAUGGUUCCUGAUUCUGAUUUGAGCAAUGUUACUGACGCGAGCUUGAUUGUUCCGUUUGCAGAGGCAGGAAAAUAUUCCCAAGCCCCUAGCGACAAGAAUGAACACUCAUCUUCGGUCACCACUUGUCCCGCGACUGAUGACGAUGGUCGCAUAGCCACUGAAGAUGAAAUGCGCGAUCUCCUCAACGUUGUUGACCGAAUUCCUACGAGGCUUUGGGUAGCCUGUCUCGCCGGUAUCCUCGAGCGCUUCGUAUGGUAUGGGGCAACUGCCCCUCUGCAGAACUACCUUCAAAACGCUUCUGGUGGCGAGGUGCCCGGGGCUCUUGGUUUAGGACAGGCUUCUGCAUCCAACAUCGUGAAUGCGCUCAUCAUCGGGUCUUAUAUCACCCCUGUUCCCGCUGCUGUGGUUGCUGAUAGCUGGCUUGGCCGUUAUAAGACCAUGCUAUACGCUGCUAUUAUCGAAUCAAUUGGGGCGACAAUCCUAUUCGCAACUUCGCUACCUCCCGCCAUUCGCGGAGGAGCUGCUUUGGGUGGCGUUAUCCCUGCUUGUAUACUGCUGGCUGUGGGAUCAGGGGCCUUCAAAACGACAGUGGUUCCAUUUAUUGCCGAUCAAUACGACCAGACCGAGCCUCGAGUUAUCACCAGGAAGACGGGCGAGAAGGUUGUUACCAGCCGAGAGCUUACCAUUACGUAUAUUUACAAUGCAUUCUACUGGGCUGUAAAUAUGGUAGGCUUCUUUGCCGAUUCCACGCCAUUACUAGAGAAAUAUAUUGGUUUCUGGGUCGCCUACUUGGUCCCCUGCUGUUGCAUGUGGCUAGCCCUGAUCCCGAUUCUUCUCAGUCGCAACUACUUUGUGCGAGAAUCUCCAGCAGGUAAUAUUAUGCCUGACGUGGUAUCUGCUCUACGCUACGGCAUAGCCGGAGGUCUUCGAAUGGACGCCGCAAAGCCAGAUGCACAGCUCCAACAUGGACGACAAGUUGCCUGGAACGACUCGUUUAUCAAUGACAUCAAGCGAAGUCUUUUAACAUGCCGAGUGUUGCUCCUUUUCCCCAUUCACUGGCUCUGCUACAACCAAACCUUUAACAAUCUGAUCUCCCAGGCCGGACAAAUGGUCACUUACGGUAUCCCCAAUGACAUGAUAAAAAUUGCCGGAGCCAUUUCGGGUAUUUUUGUCGCACCCGUAAUCCAAAAGGGAUUAUACCCUUUCCUCACGAGGAAGCAAAUCUUAUUUAGCCCGAUCGCACGCAUGACUGUCGGAUUCGCCGUUCUUACUCUGUCUAUGGUCUACACAACAAUCGUCCAGAAGCUUAUCUACCAGACAGGGCCAUGUUAUGACACACCCCUAGCAUGUCCGGAUGCCCUUGAUCGUACCGUGCCUAACCAGCUUUCGGUAUUCCUUCAACUUCCCAUUUACUUUGGAGGCGCGUUAGCAGAAGUUUUCUGUCUGACCACCGGCACCGAAUAUGCGUACAACCAUGCUCCUAAGAGCAUGAAAACGCUGGUUCAAUCUAUCUGGCUCGCCAUGGCCGGCAUUGGGUCGUGCUUGGCGCUGGCGUUUACACCGUUGACCAUGGAUCCUCACUUGGUCACCAUGUACGCCAUCUUGUCCGGGCUAUUAGGCGGGGCCACUCUCCUGUUAUGGGUGCUCUUUCGCAAUGUGGACAGAUUGGACAGCGACAAUGAGUAAUGGGAUGAACGAAAGCCUGGUUCGCUGGUCCGACCUGAGGAAUGAUGCUGUGGAAAAGAUCACCUGGGAUAGAAGUGGUAGAUCG